UUUUUUUUUUUUUCUUUUUUUUUUUUUUUGAGCUUUUUUUGUCUCAACCAUGCUCAUCGCCAACUUCCGCGAUGCCUACGAGCAGGUCAAACGCGACGCCCUGCAAUCUGGGAUGUCGGUGACGAUUUUCGUGGCCCAGGACGUUGACGCGCUCGCGGCUUGCUGCAUCUUGACGUCCCUUCUCCAAGCGGAUAUGAUUGGAUACCAGCAAAUAGGCGUCAAUGGCUCCUCCGAGAUUGCUAUGCGCAGCGAGACAGACCUGGACGAUGAGGACCGGCCGAAAAAGUCCAUCUUCUUGAUCAACUGCGGAGCCUUUGUGAACAUUGCCAAGUUCAUGGUCGAGGAACACGCCACAUCCACCUUCUACGUGGUCGAUAGCCACCGUCCUAUGCAUCUACACAACAUUUAUUCAUCGGAAUGGAUUCAAGUGUUUGACGAUGGUGACAUGGGCCGCAUUCCGCGCCCGGACGAGGUGUUUGACAUGACUGAGUACAACGAGGAUGAGGAUGCAGACGAACUAGAUGAGGAUGAGGAAUUUGCUUUGGCGCGCCAGCAAAGACGUGAAAAUCCCAAUGCCCCGAUUCCGCUCACCCGCCGAGAACGGCACGCUCGGCAACGCUCUAUUCGCGACAAUUACUACUCCAAGACGUUCUUUGGAACAUCUGUUGCCAUUCAGAUGUUCAUGCUGGCGGAAAGCUUAAACAAGGAAUCGACCGAGUUGCUGUGGUGGGCGAUUGUCGGCCUGACCGACCAGUUUGUGCACGAGCGCAUCGAUUCUGCCAAGUACGCUGCCGAAAUUAACCAAUUGAACGACGCAGCCAUGCGAUUGGGAACCUAUGACGAGGAGCAGUCCGAUGCACAGGCCGACGAGGGCUUGACAGAAAAGCUGGCGAUUGACCGUAUGCAGCUGCGCUUCGAUGUGGACUUUCGUUUCCUCCUGUAUCGGCACUGGUCUCUUUAUGAGAGCAUGGUGCACUCGAGCCAUGUCGGUGCGCGGUUGCAAGUGUGGACCUCCAAGGGCAAGCAAAAGCUCAACACAAUGCUUGCCACCAUGGGGCUGCCGCUCAGUCAAUGCAAGCAGAAGGUGUCCGUUGUUGACCAAGCCUUUCGCUCGCGCCUCCUCGAGCAAGUCGAGUCGCACGCUGCCAACUACCAGCUGCCCGAUGUUCGCUUUGCAACCUUUACCAUGCGGCAUGGGUAUCGCCCAGAAAUUUCUGCUAGUGAUGCCGUCUAUGCGGCCACGGCCAUUUUGGAAUCAAGCAAUGCCCGGGAAGAAAACUUCCACCGAGCUAUUGAUUCCCUUCGAAAACCCCGGCUCGAAAGCACGAGCAUGCUGUCGUGCGGCGUUGAUGCCAGUCGCCAAUUCCACCAGGCGCUGGCGCGUCUGCUGACUGUGAUUAUCGAAACUGGCAUGGUCACUGCUGGUCCAAUUCGCCACGUUACACUCUCGGAUUCGGCCGACUUGCGGCACUUUUGGCACCCGGCGUCAUUGACCAAGCUGGCAAUUCAUCUUACCGAAGCUUUGCGGCACCAAGCCAUGAACACGCGAGGAUCCUUUGUCAACAAGCCACUGCUGAUUGCUGUUUGCAAUAGCGAUGCCGACAUGUAUAGCGUGCUUGGGCUGACACUGGGCGACACUUCCGGUGAAAUCCAAAAAAAUCAUCUCGGCACGAGCUUCCGUGAAAUCUUGAAGGCCGAUCAAAUGCUUCGAUGCCGAAAUGACUCUUUCGACUCAAACUUUGUCGAGAUCAAGCGUGAGGACUAUCCGAAUUUCCUCGAGAAUCUGCUGCACUUGCAUUUGCGAUAAUUGUGCUUCAGUUUGCCCCUCCUCCAUGUUAACGCCCUCGUUUUUGUUUACUCUUUUGUCAAAGAUUUCUUCUUCUUGUUCAGUCUCGUUCAUAAACAAUUUCUCCAUA
Messenger RNA from Capsaspora owczarzaki ATCC 30864, 1916 nucleotides. Its product is annotated as CDC45-like protein. Gene Ontology annotation, molecular function: DNA replication origin binding; single-stranded DNA binding; chromatin binding. Lineage: Eukaryota; Filasterea; Ministeriida; Capsasporidae. Bases 50 to 1807 code for a protein of 585 amino acids. The record is from RefSeq and is a predicted model, not a curated record. Gene Ontology annotation, cellular component: DNA replication preinitiation complex. Gene Ontology annotation, biological process: double-strand break repair via break-induced replication; mitotic DNA replication preinitiation complex assembly; DNA replication initiation. The transcript is spliced from 9 exons.